UCUCUGUAUACAAACGCAUAAAUGGUCUCUAUUAACUCCCAAAGAACAAACCUUUUUCUGUCCCUUUGUGUGUGUGUGUAUAUAUAUAUAUAUUCUCUUGAUUUAAUUCAGAGUUCACAAUCUUAUUGAACCAUGGCUCUUGUGUACAAGCUGCCCUCGCUUUCUUCUUCUUCUUCUUCUUCUUCUUCUGCACAAAAUUUAAAGCAUUUCUUGUCAAUCCCAAAAACCAUAUGCUCUUUACAUUUCAAGAGUUCACCUUUCACAGAGAAACAUUCAAUUGAGAUAUACCAAAGAGACCACUGGCUUUACAAGGACCAGCCAGAGCUUUACCAGCACCAAUCUUCUUCUUCUUCUUCUUCUUCUUCUUCUUCUUCGUGUCCUCUCCCAUCCGAUAAAGAGUCUAUCAGGCAAAACGACAUAGCUUUGCAGCUACCAGAGCUGAGGAAGCUACUUCAAGUGCUUAAGGAGAAGAGGGAGAAUUGUGGUAAAAAUGGAGAGAAUUGUGGGCCAGGGAAUGUGUACUUGGUAGGUACAGGACCAGGGGAUCCAGAAUUGUUGACGUUGAAGGCAGUGAGAGCAAUACAAAAAGCUGAUCUUUUGUUGUAUGAUAGGUUGGUGUCCAAUGAUGUUCUGGAUUUGGUUGGUCCUGAUGCUAGAUUGCUUUACGUUGGCAAGACUGCUGGCUACCACAGCAGAACCCAGGAGGAGAUACAUGAGUUGCUUUUGAGUUUUGCUGAAGCAGGAGCUACUGUUGUGAGACUUAAAGGAGGGGAUCCGCUGGUAUUUGGAAGAGGUGGAGAGGAGAUGGAUUUUCUACAACAGCAAGGAAUUCAAGUGAAAGUUAUUCCAGGUAUUACUGCUGCUUCAGGGAUUGCUGCAGAGUUGGGAAUUCCAUUAACACACCGAGGUGUUGCAAAUAGUGUUAGAUUUCUAACAGGACAUUCAAGAAAAGGAGGAACAGAUCCACUUUUUGUGGCAGAAAAUGCAGCUGACCCUGAUUCAACCUUGGUAGUUUAUAUGGGCUUGGCAACCCUCCCUUCUCUUGCCCUGAAGUUGAUGCAUCAUGGUCUUCCACCAGAUACACCAGCAGCUGCAGUGGAGCGAGGGACCACACCUCAGCAGCGUGUUGUUUUCGCUGAACUAAAAGAUCUUACUGAUGAAAUUGCAUCAGCUGAGUUGGUUUCGCCUACGCUGAUAGUUAUUGGGAAGGUUGUUGCACUUUCACCAUUCUGGCCACAUUCUUCGAAGGAAGAAUCGUGUUUGAUGGAGGUUGUAUAGGAGAAGAAAUUCACAGCAUCUGCACAUUGAUAUUGGGAUUCAGUAGCUGCAAUUCAGGGAUUAGCUGUUACCUUUCUUUGAAGUUAUACUAAGGAGAUCUGUUAAGUUUCAUUCCGGCAGAGUUCUGAGGUUUAAAGGAUCUCAUUCCAUAUGAUAAGGAGAUCUGUUUUAAGCAUCUGGAAAAUGGCUGCCAUUUUUGUUUCUAUUUUCUUGCAACUCGGUUGGCCUGAAAGGUCAAAUUUUGAAACAUGGGUCUGAAUUUCAAAUUGAAAUAGAUCAGUGUUGUAAUUCUUUUUUGAUGAGUUGAGGAUAUUGUAUUAAAAUCUUCCACUUUCCAUGUCAUUCUUGGUCAUGUAUCAAUUGUUUUCUUGUUUU
This is a messenger RNA of Manihot esculenta (cassava), 1653 nucleotides long. Its product is annotated as S-adenosyl-L-methionine-dependent uroporphyrinogen III methyltransferase, chloroplastic. Bases 133 to 1278 code for a protein of 381 amino acids. Gene Ontology annotation, molecular function: uroporphyrin-III C-methyltransferase activity. Gene Ontology annotation, biological process: siroheme biosynthetic process. The transcript is spliced from 5 exons. NCBI's taxonomy places the organism in Eukaryota, Viridiplantae, Streptophyta, Magnoliopsida, Malpighiales, Euphorbiaceae. The record is from RefSeq and is a predicted model, not a curated record.